AUGGGGGGGAGGAAUCAGCCCCGCGUCCUCUCUCCCCCCCGAACACCCCAACCACCCCCACUCACCCAAACCCCACCCAACCACAACCCCACACUACCACCCACAACCACCUCCCCGCACAUAGCCCACCCACCCAACCCACACCCAACCCCCCGCACCCGGCAAACACCCCACCCACCCCUCAAGCGCCCCACCACUAAGCCACCCCACACCCCACCAUACCAGCACAACCACACCAACACCCAGCCCAAUCACCGCUACACCUCACCAACACCACGACCCCGCACCCCCAACACACCAACCAACCCCAACAACACCCCCCCCCCCAAACAACCCCCCACCCCACCCCCCCAGCCCAAACCCACAACCAACCACCACCCUCCAUCCACCCACCUGAACCCCCACCACAAACCCAAGCCCACCCAUCCGCCCGAACCACCGCACCCCAACCACCACCACCAAGACCUCACUCCCCACGCACCUCAUGCAACCCAACCCCACUACCAAACAUCACACCCACCAACAACCACCCCCCACCACCACCUCAAACCACGACACAACCCGCCCCCCGCACCACCACCACGCCCCCACCCCCACCCCACCCACACCGACAAACAACAACCCUCACCCCCACAUCCCCCACCCUCCACGACCUACUACAACCGACGCCCCAACCCACCAAACUCGCCACCAACACCCAACAGCCAAACCCCUUUCGACACCAAUCUCCAACCCCAGACCCAAUCACAACCCCCCCCAACGCCACCCCAAUCACCCCCCCUACCCCCCUACCCCAACCCCACCACAAUACCCCCCACACAUACCCACCAACAACACCCGAAGCACACCCGCCCGCAACCACCCGACCCCACCAACAGCAAACACAACCACACCGCCUAA
Molecule: messenger RNA, 900 nt
Organism: Eleginops maclovinus (Patagonian blennie)
Lineage: Eukaryota; Metazoa; Chordata; Actinopteri; Perciformes; Eleginopidae
Exons: 2
Coding region: 1-900 (299 amino acids)
Source: RefSeq, a predicted model, not a curated record